CUGUUCGCAUGGGAAAAGCUCCCAACUGCCACACUGGCGGAAUCCAGGGACGUGUGUUCCGUCGGUGGUCUACUGGACACAGUGCCACAGUGCGUAAAAGAACUGAGCUGUCGCAAAGCAUCAAAAUCACCCGACGUUGCACAGGAUUUGGGGGGAGGGUCUUCAUUUGGGGGCUUGAGUUCAUUUUCACCGCUGAACGAUCUACUACCUUGGUGCAGUGAUGUGAUAAAAUGGCAGUUUUGAUGUUGCUGAGGUUUUGGUAGAGUGAGUGGUGAGUGAGUGAGUUUCUUGGCCUAGACAUUUCUACACCAACCCUACCCACAGCGGAUCCGAUCCGGCCCCGCCCUGUCGCUUUGCCCGAAUAUUGGAACGGUUCGAGAAACGGUCACAAGGACGUUCUUGGUUCACCACAGCACAGCUUCAAGCCCAGCCGCCUCAAGCCUCAACUCCAGCCUGAAAUAUUGUUUCCUCACACCUUUUGACAAUCUGACAUCUCAGUUUAGCCCCUUUCUCCUGACUCGGCAAAACCCCCUUUUCUGGUCCUUUAGAUUGGCGGUCAAUUUCUGAAGCUACAGAGCACACCGUGCAUGUUUUGUUCAGUAAACGGUACCCGCCUCACCUCACAACAACCCCCUCCCCUUUUUGGGAGCAACAACAACAACUUCCAGAAAAUGCUACGCACAAUCUCAACGCUUUUCCUGGAACCCCCACCACCACUACCACCCGGCGUGGUGAUCAACACCAUCGAUAAUGUCCUUAUUCCACUGUCAGAGGCGCAUUUACACAGUCAUUCUUACCGGUCAAGACUCACGUCCACGGAUGACACCGCUGAGGAUACUCAAAAAGAUGAUGAUGGUCACGAUGAUGAUGAUGAUGAUGAUGAUGAUGACCUAGAGGGUGGUGGUGGUCGUGAUGAAGGAACAGGCAUGUUACUCCGACGAAGCAGCUCUUCUGGGGAACUACUGGGCAUGACGGCUGCUGAGAGGGAUUACACGAUUGGGAGCUUGAGACGUGAGGUCAGGGCUGGUGGUGGGAAAAGGACGGCAGCUGGGAGGGGGGAAUAUGAGACUAUACAGGACAUCGGGAUGGGGAGGUACAACUGGCAGUUGUUUGUGCUCUGUGGGUUUGGGUGGUUUGCUGAUAAUUUAUGGAUGCAGGGGAUCGCCCUCACCCUCCCCUCCCUCUCUGCCGAGUUUGGUGUUUCUGAAGCCGACAUCCGGUACACCACCUCCUCCCUCUUCAUCGGCCUCUGCCUAGGCAGCUUCGUCUGGGGGAUUGGGUCCGACAUCAUCGGCCGCCGCAUCGCCUUCAACGCCACGCUUCUCAUCACCUCCCUCUUUGGCAUCGCCUCGGCCUGGGCACCGACCUGGCCGGCCGUCUGCUUGACGUAUGCGGCCCUCGGUUUCGGGGUAGGGGGUAACCUCCCUGUCGACGGCGCUCUAUUUCUCGAAUUCCUCCCCGACGCCUCAAGCUCGCUGUUGACCCUGCUGUCCGUCUGGUGGCCAAUAGGCCAGCUAUUCUCCUCGAUAGCCGCCUGGUUUUUUAUUGCUCACUGGCCUGUCGACGAGGGGUGGCGGUGCUUUGUUUUUAGCAUCGGGGUCAUCACCUUUGGCAUGUUUGUCACGAGAUUCUUCAUUUUCGACCUGUUGGAAUCACCCAAGUUUUUGCUCUCUGAGGGGAGACAAGGGGAAGCGGUGAAGGUGGUGCAUGGGAUUGCGUUUCGGAAUGGGAGGAAGACGUGGUUGACGGAGGAGCUUUUGGAUGCUGUUGCUGAUGACGGCCACCGCGGGUCAACCGGCCAUCCUCACCAACCACGCCGACUGUCAACGCUCGCGAUAGUCAGAUCCCACCUCCUCUCCGCCUCCCGUCUCAAACCAUUGUUUGCAACCCGCCGCUUGGGCGCAACGACAUGCCUGAUCUGGCUCACCUGGGCGACGAUAGGGAUGGGAUACCCGUUGUUUAAUGCGUUUUUACCGCAGUAUCUAUCCCACUCUUCACCGGACUCAUCAUCAUCAUCAUCAUCAUCAUCAGUGUACACAUCCAUAAUCCUCUACUCCCUCACCGGCAUCCCGGGGUCUGUACUGGCUUACCACCUCGUUGACUCCCCUCUCCCGUUCCUCGGUGGACGGAAAGGGACACUGGCGACCUCAACGCUCGUGUCGGCGGUGGGUCUGUUCGCGUUUGUUUGGUGGGGGAGAAACGAGGUGUUAAGGGUGGUGUUUAGCUGCGUGGAGGCUUUUAGUCAGAAUAUCAUGUAUGGGGUGCUGUAUGCGUACACCCCGGAGAUAUUCCCCGCGCCGGUGAGGGGAUCGGCGGUGGGGGUGGCUAGUUUUUUGAAUAGGGUCAUGGGCUUGCUAGCGCCGGUUGUGGCGGCGAGGAUGGGGAGUGAUGGAGAGAAAGGGAAUGACGGGCCGGUGAUGAUGGCGGGGGUUUUGAUACUGGCUGCUUUUGGGGCCGUGGCUGGGUUGAGGGUUGAGACUAGGGGUGGUCAGAGGCUGUGA
Podospora bellae-mahoneyi is the source of this 2501-nucleotide messenger RNA. RefSeq lists its product as uncharacterized. The coding region runs from base 588 to 2501 and encodes 637 amino acids. Gene Ontology annotation, biological process: transmembrane transport. The transcript has 4 exons. Gene Ontology annotation, molecular function: transmembrane transporter activity. Lineage: Eukaryota; Fungi; Ascomycota; Sordariomycetes; Sordariales; Podosporaceae. The record is from RefSeq and is a predicted model, not a curated record. Gene Ontology annotation, cellular component: membrane.